AUUAUUUUUGAUCCAUGUGCAGUGUAUAGUUUCGAUAUACAUUCGUGAAGGGGUGAAAAAUACACAGAUAUUAGUAUAAAUUGCUUUCCAGCGAGUUUGGUGAGGUGGUAUGUAUGUACUUAUGAUUUACAGCAAUAUGUACAUACAAUAAAUCGUUGGGAUACUAUUAUACAUAAUAUAUUAAUAUUCCACUCUUAGUUGAACACAGCAAAAUUGAGUUGCACGAGGAGUAAAUUUGGCUGGUUUCGUGUUUUAGUCCAUCGCACUUCGUUUGUGUGUUUUGGAUAAAAUAAUACCGGACUCGGUAUAGUGUUGAACAUGGCUGCAGCCCGAGUUGGCAAUAGCGAAGUUUCAUCGACCGUGAAAUCUGGAUCUGAAGAAAGCCCUGUAGAUGACGACGACGAAGUCCUCAGGAUAAGUUACAAGGACGUGCCUGACGACUUUUUUGACAGCCUAGUCACUGAAGAGUGUCCAGAAGAUACGAAGCAGAAGCAACCACCUGCAGCAGAGCCAGCCACGAAAGAAAAGGACAAAGCGGAUCAGAUUGAUCUGAGGAUUAAGUUGACAGAUAGGAAGAAGAUAGAGUGUGGAGAGCAGAAGAGAGUAGAUGACAAAAAGAAGGAUGGAGGUGGCACUCGCCGGUCCAGGUCUCCGGAGAAACGGAGGGCGGUGUCGCCAAGAAAGGUGUCUCCAAAGCGCCGGCGCUCAAACUCGCCGCAGCGAAAGUCUAGGUCACCUAGGGCCAUCAAACACAGAUCUUCUCCUGUUAGGCGGCCGCCACCCAAGAAUAGAAGGUCCGUGAGUCCAAAAAGGGAAAUCAGCCCAAGGAGGACCUUCACCAUGAAGUCUCCGUCUCCACGGAGAAACAGUGCGACGCGCAGGCCGUCCCCUCGAAGGUCUCCAGUGAGGAGGAGGUCGGCGUCACGAAGUCCGAGAAGGUCCAGCACUGAUCUCUUUUCAGCCCGCAUGAACAGCAGAAGGACCAGGCAGAGGAGGAGCAUCUCCCCCACGAGAAGGGACUACCGAAAAUCCAUCAGCCUGUCCCCAGAGCCUCCAGAAAGAGCCUCUCGUCCCCCGGCCACCAGGAGUAUUCCGAGGAGGAGGAGUAGAAGCAGAAGCCGCUCGCCCCUGCGGAAAAUCAGCGGGACUCCGCCUCAAAAUACGUUCAUGACGUCAACUAAACCUCCAUUGCUUUCGAUACCCCAACCAUCACUGGAAGAAAUCGCCAGCGGUGCUGUCAUUCCAUAUCAAAUGCCUUACGGGGGAUACCAGCCGCCCGGCCAGAUGAUGUACAACUACCCUCACGACCCUCACCCUCGGGCCCCGUACCACCCACCCGUGAUGCAGUAUCCGCAGCGGUAUCCAUCCCAGCCUGUAGUUCCCGGCAUCGGAGACGUGGGGACACUUCCGAUGGCUUACCCUCUACCGCAGCCAGUGCCUAAGCCUGUUCUGGAGGAUCCACUAGCUCCACCAUUACCUAGCCCCAGCACGCCUUCAGCACCUCAAAUCAAAAAGUCUCUCAAGACAAUGAGCAGCAUCACCUCUGGUGCUAGCAGCAAUGACAUCGAUGAGUCAAAGAACAGCAUGAAGCUCUCUGACUUCCUUGCCUCAAUGACUGCCGCCAGCAACAAGCCGAUGGAAUACAAGAAAGCCAUCGACGAUCGCAUCAAGGCUGCAAUUGCCAGGUUUGACGCGACCUUCUUGCAGCCCCUGCGUUUCCAGGUCAUUCCAUCAAUGGCCGAGGUCAAAGACGAAGUCGAGGCUUCGCCCAACCAGUCGCCGCUGCUGAAAAAGCCGCUCGUGAAGCUGGACAACUUCAUCAGGCCCCUGAACCUGAGAGCUCUAAAGGUGCCGGACAAACCGCAGUUUGUCUGCAAGAAGCCGGAGCUGGUUCCGCCCAAGCCGGAGAUCUCCAUCAAGAAGCUGCUGGCUAGCAACAAAAAGCAGGUGAGCCGGAAAGACUCAAGCACAUCGCCCAUCCGCGUGCGCAAUUCCAACGUCGGCUGCCAGACAGACCCGAUUCCGGAGCCGCCGCCACUCGUCUGCUAUACGUGCGUUGAGCGCAGCAAGAAAACCUACAUUAACCACUGGACGCAAAUGAAGCCGACCACGAUGUGCCACACAAGCGUGCAGACCAUGGACGUGCCUGUCUCUCGCUUGGGCCCUCCGGUCAACCCCUACGAGCAGGAGGACCUGCGGCACAGCCUGAGAGGACGCGUCUCUCCGUGGGAGUAUGAAAACCAGCGAGAUGAUCCUCAUGCCUUGAUGGAACCCCAGCACUUACCAAGAAGCCCAAUCAACAUGCCACCAGAGUUGUACGAAUCUCCACCGAGAUACGCAACGCAGACAUUCUUACCAAUGCCAGAAGUAAUUUACCAGCGCCGCACUCGUUCUCCAUCGCCGCAACUGCCGCCCCCGCACUACCAUGACUACCAGCUGUCACCGCGGAUGAUCUCGCCGCCGGCCCGCCGCAUCCUGUCUCCACCGCGCAGACUCUCGCCACCAGCCCGCCGCCUCUUGUCUCCGCCGCGCAGAGUCUCACCGCGGGAUCUGACUCCACCGAGGAGAGUGUCACCGCCCCCGCGGAGAGUUUCGCCGCAGAGAAGAUUGUCAUCGCCUCAGAUGAGAUUGUCACCGCUGCAAAGGAGAAUGUCACCGCCUCAAAGGAGAGUGUCACCGCCGCAAAGGAGAGUGUCACCGCCGCAGAGGAGAGUGUCACCGCCGCAGAGGAGGGUGUCACCGACGCAGAGGAGAGUGUCACCGACGCAGAGGAGAGUGUCACCGCCGCAGAGGAGAGUGUCACCGCCGCAGAGGAGAGUGUCACCGCAGCAGAGAAGGGCGUCGCCGCCGCAGCAUUGGAGGCGCUUGCUCAUCUGCGAGGACUGCAAUGUGACGUUCAACUCAGAACAGCAAAUGGGCGACCACAUGCGUUCAGAGCGGCACCGGCUGCGUUUGGUGAAACUGGAGUUGGAGAGACGGGGAGGCCAUUCUAGCCACUCGCACGAGAGGAAGGGACCGUCCAGACCUACAGACGGUCACUAUUCUGGUGGAGCGCAGUGGCAGAGGAAGCAGUUUUAGUCUAUCUCUAAACGAAUUAAUGCAUUUCUCUUCUCACGGUGUCAAGCAUGUGUUUCUAACCAUCCAAAUAAAAUGAGAUGGCACUGACAUUGUACCAGAAGAAAGCAUACAAUUUAUUUUUCUCUUUAUUUUCUAAACAAUAUCCUUGGAGUAAUUCACCAAGGUUCUUUUUGCUUUUCGUCAAUCAAAUUUCAAUUUAAAUCUGCCCUUGUUGCCAUAACUUAUAAUUGUAAGUUCCUAGCUUAGGAGGUAAAUGAUGUGACAUUCCAUGUAAUGUUCUCUCUAACUGGUGCAAUAAAACAGAAGGUAAGCGAAAAAGGUUUUUUAUUUUACGGACAGUAUUUUUCCUUUUAAAAUUUCGGUAAGGUAUGGAUUUUUUCCGAAAUUUUUGGCUUUUUUCUGUCAUUUUUGUGGUAUCUUCUGAUAUAAAUAUAUUACCUGGUAUUUUUAGUAAUAUUCCUGGUUAGAUUUAAUUUUUUUCAUAAUUAUUAAUAUUGUUUGCGUGAAAUCUAGGUCUGAUGCAGUACUUAGAUGCAUUUUUGUUCAAUUUACACAGUUUAAAGCAAAUGAAAAUCAACCAUUUUUCAAACGUACGGUUCAAAGUUUUGUUAUUUGAAACUCUAAUUCGUUUUCUUUUCCCCCGGAAAAAUGACCAUCUCUGCAUCUCACCAAACGAAUGUUCAUGGGCUCCCUGAUCCUGCGGGGCAACGACCUGCAGAAGACAGACGGGUUACGGCUCUCCAGCAGACAGGUUAAGCAAAAUUAACUGCCAACUGAAUUAAUUUAGAUAAUUUUUGCCAACUGAUCGAGCGAUUUCAUUGAUACUAAAACAGAGGUCUCAGUCAUAAAGUCGGGAAGUGCAGGAGAAAUACUUGUCCCCCAGCCCUUCUGGCACUAUCAAACUUAACGCUAUAAAGUUUUUCAGCCGCGCCAGCCGCCGUCGGGCCUAAAUUCGGCUGCAGCCAGUCCAGCCAGACGCCGAAAAUAACGCGGCUGAGAUCUCUGAAUAAAAAUGUUUACGUCCAGGUAAAAAGCUAUGUUUUCUAAUCCGAGGAUUACAUUAAAAUGAUCAAAAUUAAAUUACCAACACUUAUCAGAUGAUUAUAGAGUCUAUUCAGAUUUUUAAUUAUUGGUUAAUAAUCACUUACGUCAUAUUUUAUUUUAUUUAUUUUUUAAUGUAAGAUUAAUACGAAAAAAAUAUUCAGAGCUUGACAAUAUUUAUAGCAUUAAGAGUUGGAAUUUUUUUAUUUUGUUCUUGUCAUGAAGUAUUGGAACUAAGUAAGAAAUUGCAUUUUCUGGAUGAAAAACUUUUCUUGUUCAGGAAAAUUCUAGGGGUAAAUGAAACACAUUAGGUUUAUUUCUAAUUUGCAAUAAUGCUUUUUAUUAAGGAAAGCUAUUGUGUAGUGAUCACUAUAAAAACAUCUCUAUGACAAGCAAAUCAAUGUAUGCAUACAGAACAUUAUUCCAAAACACUUCUCACUUAAAAUUUAAUCCAAGAUACAAUAUAAUAUAUCAAUAUUCGUCAAUCGAAGUACAGUUUAUGGGAUGAGUUAAUUUAUACUUGUCUCACGGAAUAUUUGCACUGAUUCACUUUAGUUUCAACAUCGUCUCAGGUGUGUGAGUGUAUGUGUGUACAUAAUUGUAUGUGUGUUUGUGUGAGUGUUACUGGAAAACCAGAAAAGACGAGAAGAGAUCCUCCUUCGCUUCUUUUCCAUUUUACAUCAUCAUGAUAUGUCAUCGACAGAGAUACACUCGAAUCGGAUAGAGACACUCGUCACGUGAACCCAACUUUAAAAACCGAAAGUGUGUGUAUCGUUAAAAAAUGUCAUUUUAUUAUUGCUGCGCAAAACGGAAAGAGGGGAAACGAACUUUACAUGGCGCAUUUUGAAUUUCAGUUUUAAAUAGAGUGGAUCAGUUUUUCACAUAGUGUUGUACGUUUUGUGCAAAAUGGAGAGCUAAAACAAUGUUUCUUUUAUUUUUUGUUUCACGACGCAAUACAAACCAACAACUUUUUACAUCUGCAGUCAUUUGAGGUUUCUUACAAGUCGGGGGGGCUUUUCAGACUAGAGAUUUAAGUUAUGUGACUAAUUCAAUUAUCCCAAUACCUAUCUUUUGAAAUCAACUUAGCAGACAGACGCUCAAGAAUGUUUAUCUGACCUUUGAGGCCAAUUUUUCGCAUUCCAAAUGAUCAACAAUUACAUCAUCAACACAUUGGAAUGGAUAAUUAUGUUCAUUUUCACGCUUCAGGCCAAGCGAAUCUAGAUUCCAGCCCGAGCGCGAUAACAAAUAAGGUACAUUUUGUCUCUUUAAAAUUAAUAUCAUUGCACGUAAUACGAAGACAAAUAAAAUGGAAUGGAACAAUCAAGGGUCCUGCGUUUUACAAUCGUUAUUUGUCUCUAGAGAAGUGGUAGCUUCCGUGUGUCAAUAAUUUUAAUUUCGCCAAAUCUGUUCAAUAUAAAACCAUCCAGUGACUUAGUUCAAUACAUAACUACAUACACCACAUAUUCACUCGAUUUUUGAUACCUUUUUAAUUACAUUUUUGCACAUAUCUCAUUUACUUUUCGGUGGUUAAAUUUUUCUCGGUAAACGCUCCUCACUACAAUUCAAUCCUGCAACUGUUGUACAAACAGCGAUUAUAUUAAUCGUUUUCUAUAUAAUUUUUAUCUCCAUUCAUACCUGUAAAUUUCAAUUCAACUCUUGAGUCUGUUCGAACAGACCGUCUUAAGAAAAAAGUUUGAAAACAAUGGCUCACUUUAGAGUGCGUUUUCGUGACUAUAACUUUCUCAAAAUGAUUCUCUUUAUUGCGGAUAAAAACACUUUUGAUCAGUUUUUCUCGGGGAGCUGCUUUCUUUUUCUGUUUCGCUACGUGUACAUUUUACACUUAUUUCCUGGCAAUUAAGUACUCAGCUUAAUACUCGAACUGAUUUUUAGAAUAUGAAUUCGGUGGGUGACUGGGGGCAGGGGAGAACGAACUCACUAAUUCCGCACACGAUUUUUUGACAGUCGAUCCGGCGAUUAGCGAGCUUGCUCGGGUGAUUGGAAUUGCGAACGCCUACGCGCGCUAUGUACAGACUUGUUCCUUAAAUACCACUGUUUAAUUUUUAUACAUAACACAUUCACUGACUUGACUGGUUUUCUUACAUGCUAUCUCAAUUGAAUAGCAGGAAAGAUCCUUUAUACAACAGAGCACAAUGGUUUCAGGGUCAAACCUUCACAAGGGUCUACAAUUGUUUUCGGUGCGCACUUUCUUUGCCGCUUCUUUUUACUUUAUUUUUAUUUCUGUCAAGUCUUGCAUAGUCAGUAAAAGCAGCGUCUUUUCGGCUUUUUUGCCCUCCGCAAAAACGUUUUUGCCCCAGCAAGAUACGGAAUAUUGCGUCUGUUUCUGGUUUUUUUUAGUCAUCGGUGAGUGUUUUUGUGUUUUAAUACGUUUUCCUAAAGAUCUGUCGAUAGAAAAAUAAAUCGUUUGUUUCAAUCAAUCAAUGGAGAUCUAGAGCGAAAAGAUAGAAUGAGCGACACUUAUUUAAUCUUAUUGUGUUCAUUUGUUUGUGUUAUACGCGUGAUUUAACUGAAAAACUCUACUUUCCCACUUUUCUUAAAUUUAAACACAUUUUUGAUAAUGUUAUUUGAACGAGUGUGAGAUGAUUGGUAUUUGCGCAGGUGGGUGUAAAAAAGGUUCUGUACAAGGUCCACAUUCUGCGUAUUUGAAAUAACGUACUCCAUCGAUUAUUAUCUCUAUGAGCUACAAAAAUCCACCGUCAUCGCAAUAUAUCUUUUUUGUCUGUUUUAUAUCCAAGAAAUGCACACACCAAAAGGCUAUUGCUCGAGAAAUAUUUUAUGUGUGUCCCAUCCUUUGAGAACCGUCAGCAAGAACUUUCUCAUUUUUUUGCUUUCCAGGCAGCAAAACCAUAGGAGCGCUACUUUUUUGUACACGGAAACAAUCGGGGAAAGGGGGAAUUUUUAACUACGCGUAUCUUACAAAUUAAAUUUGAGAUCAUAAUUAUAGCCACUCACAGACAAAUUAGGUAAUAAAAAAUGACUAGUGCGGAUCAAUAAAACGGAAUGACACAUCACAAAAGUUACAAGAAAAAUAUGACUGUAAAGCACAAUAAAAAUGCUUCGAAAUAUAAAUCACAAUCAAUCAAACAGGGGAAUGCUUAAGUUACGCUCGCUUAAAACGCUAGUUUUUGGGUCCCUGAACUCGACUAGAGUUGUCUCUGGUUGACGGAAAGGUAAAAAUUAUUCUCUCUCGCGCUCGCGUCUUUUCUUAACUAGAGACGAAGACAACAAACAACAAAUAUCAGCUGGUGGAAAACCAAACAACUCAACAACCAAACAAUUUCUAUAAGCAGCAGUCACUCAAGUUGACCCUUCUCCUCCGAGCCACUCUCCGCGCGGUCUCCAGCACGUGAAAAAAUUGCUUUCCUUUUUU
Molecule: messenger RNA, 7507 nt
Organism: Cloeon dipterum
Lineage: Eukaryota; Metazoa; Arthropoda; Insecta; Ephemeroptera; Baetidae
Product: serine/arginine repetitive matrix protein 1-like
Exons: 5
Coding region: 319-3078 (919 amino acids)
Source: RefSeq, a predicted model, not a curated record